Coturnix japonica (Japanese quail) is the source of this 5546-nucleotide messenger RNA. It is a transcript of the gene TMEM154, whose product is annotated as transmembrane protein 154. NCBI's taxonomy places the organism in Eukaryota, Metazoa, Chordata, Aves, Galliformes, Phasianidae. The record is from RefSeq and is a predicted model, not a curated record.
UUGGAGGCCGCCAUUUGGGAUGGCAAAUUAGCACUGCAUUCAAUGGGACAAGUGGGACUUGGAAGCAGCAUGUUGUUACUGUGGUGCACUGGCUCAGUCACCCCAAAAGACAACCUGAAACCGCCCAGCCUAACACAGACAUGUGGUGUUUGUGCCCAGGCUAUGCAAGGUGUGGAUGGUGCUCAGCCCCGCUGUGCGAGGGCUGUGUUUGGUGUCAGAACGUCCCAGCAGGCGGGAGCAGAGAGGGCGGGAAACCUACAUACAGGUGCCUCAGCUGGAGGAGCAGCCUCCUCUUGCUUUUGCAAUCCUUGCCUGCUUGACAGGCCCGGACGGCAUUACAUCACUUCCUAAAAACAAUCAAACGGAGCCCAUCUCCCAAAGAAGCACAACUCGGAGGCACCGGGGGCAGGAAACAGGAAAUGUAAAUGCUCUGCCGAAGCCAGCAGAGAGCCGCGCAGGCCGAGGCAGCAUGCGGGCGCCCGGCUGGGUGCCUCUGCUCAGCACCCUGCUCCUGGUUCGGCACGGCUCAGCUCAAGAUGGCUCUGAAAAUGAUGAGGAUGGCUCUGGAUACGGAACAGCAGCACUACCCACUGCUACAGUGCCACCUCCUCCCUCUGCACCUCCCACGUCCCCUGCCUCUGUGAGCAGCCCCCAGCCAGUGCUGGUCACUGCAGGGUCCACUGAAGGCAGCCUGGAAAUAGAAAGUACACCCAGCCCUGAACUGAGUGACACGAGCAGUAACGGGAGCCUAGAGACGGAAGAGCCAUCUGUCCUAGUGUAUGCUGUGCCUGCAUUGGCGCUGGCCUUGCUGGUCUUGCUGGUCAUCAUUUUUAUAAUAUUCCGUAACAGGAAAAAGUCUAAACAAGAUGAGCUGGGGAGUGAAAAUGUGAAAAGCCCUAUUUUCGAAGAGGACACACCCUCUGUUAUGGAGAUAGAAAUGGAAGAGCUCGAUAAGUGGAUGAACAGCAUGAACAAAAAUGCUGACUGUGAAUGUUUACCUACUGUAAGAGAAGAAGAAAAGGAAUCAGUGGCCAAUCCAAGUGACGGUGAAUCAUGAAGCUACGGCAGCAGAGAACUCCUCAAAGGGAGCAGCACUCAAUCUAACAGAGCCCAGAUUGUGGACGAACUGGAUUCAAACACAAUUCACCACAAGAGACUGGAGAAGCAAAUGCUUUUGUUGUGUCCUUCUACUUACAAUCUUCAGAAGAGAAAUAUAAUCAAUUGGAAAAAUAAAGGAAGAGUGCUACAGUAAGGCUAAGGAGCUGACUUAAUUCCUAAUGCAGCAAGAUUCAGCACGAGUGAAGAGAAGCUUCCUUUCCCCCACCCCGAAGUUUCCAAAGGCUGUCCUUGCUCCCACCCAGUUCUCCAGUUCUGCAUAGUGCAGCCAGUAAAAACACAUACAUUCCAAGUUUAGCAGGCUGUUUUGUUUCUGGUUUGUUUUAUAUACAUACACGAACAGUACCCACCAUUCUGGAUUGCGCUGGUUUAAGUGGGUUUGAUUCAGGCCUUAUAUUCAUGCUUUGUUCAUCUUGCAAUUUGGUUUUUGGUAAUGGUGCACAACUUUGCACAAGACUUCUGCUAAUGCAGUAGAAGAGCGGGACUGACAGACAGCAGCUGGAAAGCCCUCCCACAGAAUCCACCAGGAAGCAGCCUGAAGCCCGGAAAGUUUUGGUCUUCAAAUUAAGGACACUGUAAACGUGCCUGACAGUUAACCGCAGAUGAGCACCACACUAAGUCUCACCACCCAGCCCUUCACCCCCUGCUGUGCAGCUCAUCAACAUCAGCCUGCUACAGACAUAGCUUGAAACACUUCUUUUCAUCAAAACAGGUGGGAAAAUUGAACAAUUCAUUGCUACACCAAACACAUUUGGUAGAUAAGAUUAUUAUUCCUAACCAAGGUCCAAGGUUUUCAGGUUCAAUAAGGUUUUAGCUUUGGAUUUUUGAAUAUUGAACUUAGAACACCUGAAAGACACUGGCCUCUUCACAUACCUGCUCCCCUUCCUUCGGUGACAUUGGAAAGUCAGGCUGCUGAGAUGCCUCAGGUUUGGAAGACAUUUACAGUAUCACACCCAUUGAUUUUAGGCAGCAUGUCUCUCAUGGAUGUGUUUUAAAUACACGACACAUCUGACUGGAUACUUGUCUAUGCAAAUCUUCCCCCUACUGCAUUUAAAACUUGCAUCUCACCAUACUUUAGAUCCUGUCCUGUCAUAUUCUACUUGUUAUCAUAUUGUAUUUAAAUAUUCUUCUCACUCAAAAGAUGUUUUACCAGUUUUAAUUCACCUGCAAAUAUUUCAGUACUAUGGUUUCAUAGCUACCUUGGUUUAAGAGAGCAAGUGAAGAAAACCACCAGGCACCUGGAAGAAGAGUUAAUGCUCACUAACAGCUGACAGAGAGGGGCUCAACUUUGUGAAUAAGAACUUGUCAGCGUGUUUACAGCUAACAACUUCCUUGGUUUUAUUCAUUACUGGAUACCAGUUAACUAGUAGUUUCCUCAGAGAGGAAAUAUUUCUUCAUUGUUCCAAAAUAAUUAAUUGCAAAGAGUGGAUCUUACAUGAGUGAUGCUAAAUCAGUAUUCCCUGCUUGGAUGAUUUUUAAUGUUGGAAAAAAACAAUGUUGUGAAAGAGGAAUGUGAAACGUUCCCUCAAACAUUUCCUCAAGUUCCUGACAAUACAAAUCACUCUCUGGAAUAUCUAAUUAAAAUAAUGCAAUCACAGGGGGAAAUUGGAAGAUUGAAAUAAAGAUGGUCAAAAAGUGGAAGGGGAUGUUUUCCCAGAAGCAGCUUUGCCAGCGACUUCUUUCAGAUAGAACAAAGAUGCUUCGCUGAGGCUUCCUGCUGUUUGUAACCAGAACAUGUCCAAAAGUGAGAAUGUUCUCUUUCAGGGCUUAUGGGAAAAAAAAGAAACAACACACAAAUAAAUGACAAAUGUUUUUUUUUGAGACCAUUGCUCUUUACCGGCUGCUGGUUCAUAGGCAGCACUGCUGCAGCAAUUAGCAACAGUGGCAAAUGGAGUCUAUUGUUAAUUGCUUUUUAAUUUUGGAUUUUCCAAACAGACUGUACCCCUUAAAAUGAUAUUGUAUGGCGUAACUCAGCCAUGACACGAUCCUUCAGACAGUCCUAGCGUGUUUACAACCAUGAAUCACACACUAGCUCUGCCUGUGACAGCACAUCAGGCUGUUUUGUUGUUGGCUUUAGACUAACACUAAUCCUCAGUGGUCUUUUGGUCAAAAUGAGGCACCAUUUGAAAUAUUUUUCUCAGAGAUUCAUUUUGUCUUAAAAGAUGCAAGUUCACUGAAGUCAGAAGUGCUCCCUCCAGCUAAACUCAUGUUAAUAAGCAUUAAUCCUUAUUAAGUUCAUCAUUAAGCAAUUUUUACAUAAAGCUUUAAAAAUCAAUUUUGCCCAGAACUAAUUUCAAGGUGAUAGCUCUGCAAUGAUCCAGGCUAUGCCACUUAUCCUUUCUAAAAACAGGCAUGCCAAAAUUUCUUCUCUUUUGGGACUUUCUAACCAUUUCAAAGUACACAAUAAGGGUCUGGACGCUUUCCCAGCCAAUUCUGGAUGCAGGUUAUCUGAAUCCGCUGCUUUUUCCCCCCCAGGAUAGACAUCUAAAAUCUGUAUAUAAAAAUUAUUCCUUACAUCCAAACAAAAAUCCCUCCUCUUAUAGUUUGAAACCAUUUCCCCUCAACCUAACACAACAGACUCCUCCAAAGAGUCUAUCCUCUUCUUCCUUAUAGCCCCCCCUUUAGAAACAGCAAAGAUGCUAUCAAGCCUCCCCAGUGGGAUAUUUCAGUAGAAGAGUACCACAGCAAUGAUCAGACAACUUAUUUCCAUCUCAUUUAAAAGACACCAUUAGCAAGAAGCAUCUUCAGUACAGGCACAGACUUUUUUAAAACCUGUACUCUAGGGCAGUGAUCACCUUUGUCUAGAAAGAAGGGGAAGAAGAGUUGGCUGCAGAGAGCUAAGUGUAUACCUGAAGUAAGGCACUAGCAAGGAGAAAGCUAAUAAGCAACCACUGCUUUGAGAGCAAAGUAUACCUCACCUCCACAUAGCUGCGCUGGUUUGCAGCAUGACACCCACACAGCUAGAGGCUGGGGAUCACAUAAGUAGCACAUGGUUACAGGACACUUGAAAUUAUCCACAUAGAGACCUGUAGGAGAAUGCAGAUAUUUCAGACUGAGUCAGCUACCAGAGAAGCUAGAAUUGCACACUGGGACACACAGAAAGCUAUGUACACCAAGAGGAUCUCACACAAGUGAGAUUUGCCUUCUCCCCCCCCACUCGCUCUUCAUUUUUGAAGAGAUUAGGUGUGAUGUAGCAUUUAAAUAUAAGGGAACAACAAAAAUCUAAGUGUGACUCCUGCUCAGAUAACUUCAGUGAAAAGAGAUUAAGAGGACAGCUUUCGUCUAGGUGCCGUUUGAUGAGAAGGAUGUUUUCUCAGGAGCAGUCACUUCUAAAUACAGAAGUUUCUGUGGUUUUCAGCUUCAGCAAAAACACAAAGGUGAAUGAAAAUGGAAGUCACCUAUUUUAGAAGGAUGUUUUGAAGUAAAAGUUCUUUUCUAUACAGAACAGAAGCAUCAGGUCCUGAGGACUCAGUGAACUUCCCCACAAAUCAAGUGGGAUUUUACUUAUUCUCACUUUAAUUCACAGGAUUAACUAAUAUUUAAUAUUUAAUAUUUACUUAAAAUGAAGGGAAGAAAACCUGCUAUGAAAAUACCCACCCAGAAAAAAAUAUAUAUCAACACUGAAAACUAAAACCAAGACUAGAUCUGGAGCCCACAUUUGGGAAGCAAUGCCCACAGUGAAGACGAAGACACUAAGGUGCUUUUCCAGGCUGCUCCCCCACCGCUAGGAAGGCAGCAUCGUCUCUGCUUUUAUUCUCUUCGCAAACAGAAAGGGAUGUGUACAUUUCUCUAACAGGCUGCAGAUGUUGAGCAUUUGCCUUAUGCUUUGCUGUGAAACCAAUUUGACAGGUUACACGUGUAUACCUGGGAUUCACUUUUUCUAAUCUAGCUUCCACUCUCUUUUACAACCUGAAAUAUGGAGCAAAUGGAUUAUGUUCUUCUGACGUCACUGGGAUUUGGAGAACAAGUCAUCAAAAGCAGCAUGAUUCUCCACAGUAGAAGCAGCAGUUCUGUUAAUUCUUUACUCAGUUCUGAAGGAUCUACCUUCACCUCUCACUUCUUUAAAUUUAUUAGCUUGCUUUCAUUGGUUUUCUGCACUCAAAUUAGCUGAGCUCUUUACUGAAACACUUUCUUUGACAGUAACUCCAAAUAGCAAACAAAUCCUUACCAUCUUAAAUUCAGUGGCAAAGGCAUAUGGGCAGUGCACAAGGUGCUAGCACUAACUUAUCAAUACCACACCUCUUAGUUUACCAUAAUUCCUAACUUCUACCAUUCAGUUGACUGUACAGUCAGAGUGUAGCUAUAAAGAGUAAUCACAGAACCACACAACUGUAGGGGUUGGAAGGGAUCUCUAGAGAGCAUCAAGUUCAACCUCCAAAUAAGCUUAUAUGCUUCCUGGACUAAAAUAAUAAAAACGCCUUUGUCCUGUU